AUGGUGCAUAAACAUGCGAUCGAAGCACUUGAUAGGACGUUGAGGGAUCUGAUGAGUAAGCCGACAGACAUAUUCGGAGGAAAUACUGUAGUGUUUGGUGGAGAUUUUAGGCAGAUAAUACCUGUCAUUCCCAAAGGAACUAGGGAAAUUAUUGUUGACGCAACGAUUAAUAGGUCUGACCUUUGGAAUCAUUUCAGAAUCUUCAACCUCACUGAGAUUAUGCGAUCAACUUCCGGAGUAUCGCCUGAAACAAAAGAAAGAGAAGAAUUCAGUAAAUGGGUACUAGAUCUUGGGAAUGGAAAUCUACCAGAAAUUUCACUUACCGAUAUGGAAGCGCCAUCUUGGAUCAAAAUACCAGAUGAGUACUUGAUCGCCCCGGAUGAGGACUGCGUGAAAUGGAUUAUGUCUGUCAUAUAUCCUAGCGUAUUAGACAGAUAUGGGGAUACAAAAUACUUAAGUGAAAGAUAUGUAAUUCAGGAUGCAGAGACCUUAGGAUCAAUGGAAGGGGAAACUUGA
This is a messenger RNA of Papaver somniferum (opium poppy), 516 nucleotides long. RefSeq lists its product as uncharacterized. Bases 1 to 516 code for a protein of 171 amino acids. The transcript is spliced from 2 exons. The record is from RefSeq and is a predicted model, not a curated record. Gene Ontology annotation, biological process: telomere maintenance; DNA repair. Gene Ontology annotation, molecular function: DNA helicase activity. Lineage: Eukaryota; Viridiplantae; Streptophyta; Magnoliopsida; Ranunculales; Papaveraceae.